AUGGCUCGAUACGAUCCCUUCUCGCCGACAUUUGAGCAUCCGCUUCUAAAUAGUAGCCCGGACUACGGCGCCCGAUCUCAACCUUUCCGAAAUGGACCAAUUGGUGCACUUCUGACCCAGACAUCGUACCGCGAGCGGCACAAGAGACUCAAGGACCAAGACUUGGAGAAGAAUCAGUUGAUCGAGGACCUCCUCUAUCAACUCGAGACCACCCAGAAUGAACUUCGAUCCUUGCAACUCGACCAGAAUCGAGAGUCACAAUUUAACAGAGACAUCCAGUUGAGGGAAGACUCCCUGCAGAAUCAGCUGCGACAAACUAAGGAGAUCAUGGACCGUAAUGCCUUCGUCACCGCUUUGAUCGAUGGCGACGGCAUGCUUUUUACUAAGGAUCUCUUGUCUAGGGGUGAGAAGGGUGGCAAAGAGGCUGCUACACUUCUCCAAGCAGCGCUUACUGACUUUGUGUCAACUGAUCUCGGCCACCUCGACUCGGUGCGAAUCACUGUCCGCAUCUACGCCGACAUAUCAACACUCUCUGAGAACCUGACCAAAUGCAAAGAGAUUGACAAGCCCAGUGUCCUUCACGACUUCAUCCAUGGAUUUAACAACAACAAACUCCUCUUCGACUUUGUCGACGUGGGUACACGCAAUGAUGCAGCUGGUGAUAAGAUUAGCGAAAACAUGCGCCUCAGCCUUUACGACUGCCACUGUCAUGCUGUGCUACUGGGAUGUUCCCUCAACAACGACUAUGCUCGAAUAAUCGACAGAGUUGCCCAAGAUACAGAAGUCGCCAAUCAUUUGGUUCUCCUCGAGGGUGCUCCAUUUGAAAAAGAAAUCGCAGAUCUGCAGCCCGGAUUCAAGAUCGUUCGGUUCGAUAACGUCUUUCGCUCCACUAAACUGUCACCACCUAAAACUGUCACCAACGUGACUCUCCCGGUCCUGGCUAGGGUGGAAUCGAACAAAACCAGUGGCAACAACUCUGCCUCCAGUACUCCACAGAUGAAUUGGGCCACCGUUACAGCUCAAGCACACACGAACCCGACGAAUGGUUCGAAUGGAACAAACAACAGCCCUGCUGCUGUCACCACGAAACCCGUCAAACAAAGUACUCCCGCCACGAGCGUCAAUGGAGAUACCAGGAGCAAGGGUCAAAACAAGAGUAUCAGCACAAACCGACAAGGUCAACGCAUCGAUCGCACAGAUGAAGCCAUUCCAAAUUACGAGAUUCAGCGGGUCAAGAAGCUCAAGCUCUGUAACACCUAUUAUUUGCAAGGCAUGAAAUGCACCUCCAGCCACUGCACGCAUCGCCACGAUUAUCCCAUCUCUAAUUACGAGCGCAAAGUGUUGCGAGAGGUGGCCAGGAUGACUCCAUGUUACUAUCGGACCGACUGCGACGAUGCAGAUUGCAUUUAUGGUCACCGCUGCCCUCAGAGCAAGCCAGGUGAACCAGGAUGCUAUUACGGUGAGGAUUGUCGAUUCUAUGGCUGGGGUCACGGCAUCGAUACACGAAUUGUGAAAACGGUCAAGGUCUAA
Cyphellophora europaea CBS 101466 is the source of this 1530-nucleotide messenger RNA. RefSeq lists its product as uncharacterized. The record is from RefSeq and is a predicted model, not a curated record. Gene Ontology annotation, molecular function: metal ion binding. The coding region runs from base 1 to 1530 and encodes 509 amino acids. The transcript has 2 exons. NCBI's taxonomy places the organism in Eukaryota, Fungi, Ascomycota, Eurotiomycetes, Chaetothyriales, Cyphellophoraceae.